Messenger RNA from Formica exsecta, 2448 nucleotides. Its product is annotated as gastrula zinc finger protein XlCGF46.1-like. The record is from RefSeq and is a predicted model, not a curated record. The transcript has 8 exons. The coding region runs from base 405 to 1688 and encodes 427 amino acids. NCBI's taxonomy places the organism in Eukaryota, Metazoa, Arthropoda, Insecta, Hymenoptera, Formicidae.
GACACGUGCUUCAACGAAGCGUAGAGUGCUUCUUAAAAAUCUUAGAGAAUCGCUAACUGUGUUCGAUUGCUGGAAUUCGUAUUCACAAGUCUCUUCUAAACUCUGUAGUCAAAAUUGAUAGGGUACUACGCAUGGGUCAUGGGAUUUAGACUGCUCCGUCAGAGCAUGCUCCGUGUUCCAAAGACUGCCGUUUGCUAUCCCUCUCCAACGUUUCUUGCGGAGGAUAAACUCCUGGGGGUUGGUUGAGAGCUGCCUGUGAUUGGACAGGAUCGUAUUGGACCUACCCCGCAGACUACUCUACAUGGAAAGAGUAGCUCAGUUUGCCACAGGCUGUCGUUGAAUUUGUUUGGCAGUGUGCUUCCUAUCAAACAGUAAUCAGGGUGUCAGAAUUAUUGCAAGUAGUGAUGGUUUUGAAUGGAGAAACGAGAGCUCGAGUGCGGGCCGCGCGGGAUUACGGGAAUCGCACAGACAGGCCUGUGAACACGUGCGAAAAUGCUCGUGCCUCGACGUUUGCACCCUUGGCAUCGAUCGUCCUCUCGCUUAGCGUGCUUUCCGUCGUCGGAGAAAAAUCCGAUCUCUUCAUUCCUCUCCACAUCCCUCCGAUUAAAAUAAAGACCGAGAUUCUGGAUGAGAUUGAGAAUUUUUCUGCCAACGAUGAACUGGAUAUCGAACAGCAUGUCAGAAAUGUACCAUUGGAAAAUGUAUCGCUCCAUGAAGAUUCCGAACAGAUCCCAGAAUCGGACUGUCAAAGAAAUGCAAGCGUUUCACUUUCCCAGAGACAAAUGGACGAGUACACUGAUUUAAAGGAAUACAUCGUGGCACUGACAGGAGGAAGGCUUUUAAUGUGCAGCGUCUGCAGGAUCGAAUUUCCGAACGAGAUCGAAUUCAGGACUCACAUGAUUGGACAUAGCCAUGAGAAACUUUUCCAGUGCGGAUACUGCAGGAAACAAUUCUUACGAUCGUCAACCUUAAAGGAUCACCUGCAUAUGCAUUUUAUUCCAAAGUCUUUCGCGUGCAGACAAUGUGAACUCCAAUUUCAGAGGAAACGUGCGUUGAAAAAACACCAGGCCGAAGCGCACUCAGGAGGAAGAACGUUCGAGUGUUCUAUUUGCAAGAAAAAACUGCUGCACCACCGAUCGCUGCGCGAUCACAAGCUGACGCACGCUAACGCGAGGCUCCACGAAUGUACGACUUGCGGCAAGGGCUUCCCGAGGUCCAGCAGCCUCCGGACUCACAUGAUCGUCCAUACCGCGGACUCGCCGUUCGCGUGCGAUCUCUGCCCGGCAAGGUUCAAGAGAUCGUCGGUGCUGAAGACGCACAAGCUGACGCACACGGGCGUGAGAAGAUUCGAGUGCGACAUCUGCAAGCAUCGUUUCCAUCUGAAAGGGGCGCUCAAGCACCACAUAUUGGCGCAUUACGGUAUCAGGCCCUACAAAUGCGAAGAUUGCGGCAAGAGCUACAGAAGAUCCUGGGGUCUCAAGGUACACAGAUAUCGACAUACCGGUAUAAAGCAAUUCGAAUGCGACUUUUGCAAGCUGCGUUUCAGCGUGAAGACAAAACUCGCGAAUCACAUUUAUACGCAUACCGGCGAGAAACCGUACAAAUGUGACAUUUGCAGCCGUCAGUACUGCGAGAGAUAUCAGUUGAAAGCGCACAGGAGUACACGACAUUAUUCGGUAACUCGUUGAAACUGAAGAUCAUCUAAAUCUUAUUUGUUUACCUGAAGUUAUUAGAAAGUCUAAUAAAAAUAAAUUAAAAAACUACAUGCAUUAUUAAGCAUAUAAUAAUACAUAAUGAAGAUAAAAAAGAUAUAAAAUAAAUAAGAAUGUCAGCAAAGAUUAUUAUAAAAAUUUGUUUGCAAAUUUGGUCUUUCCCUUUAUAUCGAAAAACACAUAUUAAAAAAGAAGGUAUUAAACUACAUAAGUAUGAAACUUACAAAAAUCAUUCGAUAAGAUUUUUACAUUCACGGUGCGCUAAUUCCGAAACGUAGAUAUCGCCGGCGCGAUUAAUUUAAUUAUUGUCGGUCGCGAUUGCUUAUAAUAAGACCCGACUUGAUACAAUGGCCGGCCGCCAUUUCAUUCGUGAUCGAAUCUAUCCUCACGGAUACCGUCCGCGUUUGCAUGCCCGUGAAGCUUAAUAAGGCAUGGCCUUAAUAAGCACUUCGCCGCAGAACAAAACACCGAUUAAUCCCAGACCGGACCGACUCCGAUACGGAUUGGUUUCGAGCUGCCUGCCGACUCGCGCGCGCAGGAUAAGUCGGCUCUUAGGUUCGCGUCAUCAACAUCGUAUCGUACAUAAUCACAGUCUUUAUUCGAUAUUGCUCGAACGUGAUCCCACCGGGAUCAUCGAACGGCGCUGCGAAAUUAAUGCAACUUCCAAGACGUAACAGUCCUUUGAAAGUAAUUAUUUACUUUCCAAAGUAUACACACUCAUACACGUUUCGUUAUA